This is a messenger RNA of Thamnophis elegans (Western terrestrial garter snake), 1785 nucleotides long. It is a transcript of the gene CNPY2, whose product is annotated as canopy FGF signaling regulator 2. The record is from RefSeq and is a predicted model, not a curated record. The transcript has 6 exons. The coding region runs from base 130 to 672 and encodes 180 amino acids. Gene Ontology annotation, cellular component: endoplasmic reticulum. Lineage: Eukaryota; Metazoa; Chordata; Lepidosauria; Squamata; Natricidae.
GGAUGUUAGCCACCUUCGAGAAAGAAGAAGACUCGGGAAAGCGCCUCUAACCGGCACUGAGUGGGGGAAUCGGAGGGAGCGCGAGGGUCCGCUGUGGGGGAUGCCGGUUGCUUGUCCACACCUAGGAAGAUGAAUGGCUGGAUUUCAAGGAUCGUCUGCUUCUUAUUAUUAUUGAGUAGUGUUUGUACCCAGAAGAGCCAAGAUCUCCGCUGUGGAGUAUGUCGGGCUCUGGUGGAUGAGCUGGAAUGGGAAAUAUCUCGAAUAGAUCCGAAAAAAACUAUCCAAGUAGGCUCCUUCCGCAUUAAUCCUGAUGGAAGCCAGUCCAUAGUAGAGGUGCCCUAUGCCAGAUCUGAGGCUCACUUGACAGAGCUGCUGGAGAACAUCUGUGAAAACAUGAAUAACUAUGGUGAGAAGGUGGAUCCUUCAACUCACAGGAAGAAUUAUGUCAGAGUGGUCUCCUUUGAUGGGACCAAGAUGGAUCUUUCUGAAACCAAAUUUGAUGGUGAUGUGACAUCAAGCUUGAAGUUUGCAUGUGAGAAAAUAGCUGAAGAGUACGAAGACGAACUCAUAGAAUUCUUUUCCCAUGAGGUAGAAAAUGUCAAAGACCGACUGUGCAGCAAACGAACAGAUCUCUGUGACCAUGCCUUACAUCUCCCACGUGAUGAACUGUGAAGGGUAAAGGCUGACUGACCUGAUAGAAGACUUUGCCUAAUUCUUUGUAGACAACACCCCCUUUUACAAGCGUCUAUAAUUAUUGUCCCAGGAGUUAUUUUUCAAUUUUGGGGAAAGUACAAGACAUCCUAGAAACUGAAGACUGUAUCAGAGGAGAGCAAAAAAUAAUAUAUCCCAAGACAAGCUUCUUUAUAGCAUUUUAUGAAGCAAACAGAAGAUGACAGAUCCAACAUUUUGACUUUUUUAAGCACACACUAAGUAGAUUGUUUUGUAAAAGGAAAGAGAUUUUUAUCAUGAUCAAAAUCCACUUUGCAAUAGCAUUGACAUUGUUAGUGUGUUCUAAUUUUUAAAGAAAAAAAAUGCUUUGUGGCUGUAUGCAAACUGAAUUGCAGAUUGUCUCAAACAACCAGCAAUACAACUUCCACAUUCACUUCCAAAAUAGAAUUUGAGCAGAAGAAUCUUAUGAAUUAUUCUCACUUUUGAACCUAUCUUAUUGAAAGAUCUGGGGCAGGACAGCCAUUUGUAAAAGCCUUAUCUGAAUGGGAAAGAUAAAUAGAACCUAUAGAGAUGCCCUCAUUAUAAAGCCAAAGAGGGGACCAUUGUAUAGCACCUUCCUGGUCUUCAACACAACUCUGAACCAUGGUUGUGAUGGCCAUAUGGAGGCCACAUAACAUUGUUACUGUGCAGGGAUUGUUCCAUACUGUAGAUGGAAUAUUUGUAGAACGUACCCAGUUGGUUAUUACAUGGUUCAAUAUUUUUGUGUGAAGAGCUAAGUGGCCUCUAGGAAUGUUUGGCCAUAUUACAGAGAUUCUGUACAAAACAUUCAGGUCAGAUAGCAAGCCAGUCUAUAUGUGGAGUAAUAAUCUUACAACAGUCUUUUGUUUGUCUUUUAAAUUAUUACAUAAAAUGGCUGCUCCCUUGCUGUGAGAUGUGAAUGAGAUUCAGGAUUAUUAGGGGCAUCAGACACUUGGAGAAUGGGGAAGGUGUUGUACUCUUUAAAGGGCUUUUUUACAUGUUUUAUAACAGUUUCUUUGAACCCAUGUUUUCAUGAGAGGAUAAAAUACAUUCCGUGAUAGUGAGAUAAUAAAUUGAUAAUAAAUAAAUUGAAUUGGC